AUGUGCGAGCGAGAGAGCGCUACCUGCCAGAAAAGGAAGGCUGCGGCGGCGGGGUGCGAGCGUGCGAGCGCGGCGUCACGCGUCGGUGAGAACAGCCACUUGCGCACGCACAGGCAGCUGGCUGACGUGCGAGCGAGAGAGCGCUACCUGCCAGAAAAGGAAGGCUGCGGCGACGGGGUGCGAGCGUGCGAGCGCGGCGUCACGCGUCGGUGA
Molecule: messenger RNA, 213 nt
Organism: Parnassius apollo (apollo)
Lineage: Eukaryota; Metazoa; Arthropoda; Insecta; Lepidoptera; Papilionidae
Source: the annotation of a GenBank genome assembly